This is a messenger RNA of Venustampulla echinocandica, 348 nucleotides long. RefSeq names its product Pre-mRNA branch site protein p14. Lineage: Eukaryota; Fungi; Ascomycota; Leotiomycetes; Helotiales; Pleuroascaceae. The transcript has 5 exons. The record is from RefSeq and is a predicted model, not a curated record. Gene Ontology annotation, cellular component: ribonucleoprotein complex; cytoplasm; nucleus. The coding region runs from base 1 to 348 and encodes 115 amino acids. Gene Ontology annotation, molecular function: mRNA binding.
AUGAGUCGAGGCGGCAAACUUGCACCCGAGGUCAAUCGAAUACUGUUCGUUAAGAAUCUAAGCUACAACGUCACGCCGGAAGAGUUGUUCGACCUGUUCGGAAAGUUUGGUCCAAUCCGCCAAAUCCGCCAGGGCAUCGCAAACAAUACCAAGGGAACCGCUUAUGUCGUGUUCGAGGACGUGAUGGAUGCAAAGCAGGCAUGCGAUAAGUUAAACGGGUUCAAUUUCCAAAACCGUUAUCUCGUCGUACUAUACCACCAACCAGACAAGAUGGCCCGAUCGAAAGAGGACAUGGAAGCGCGCAAGGAGAAUUUAGAGCAGCUCAAAAAACAGCACGGAAUCGAAUAA